Messenger RNA from Mercenaria mercenaria, 1154 nucleotides. RefSeq lists its product as uncharacterized. Bases 66 to 1049 code for a protein of 327 amino acids. The record is from RefSeq and is a predicted model, not a curated record. Lineage: Eukaryota; Metazoa; Mollusca; Bivalvia; Venerida; Veneridae. The transcript has 8 exons.
UUCGUGUUUAAUUAUUUUAGUUUUAUUCCUCUGUGAUAUUGUGAUAUAGAAUCUCAUUAAAUAAAAUGUUAAUUUUGACUUUCAUUUGGAUAUUAAUUGUUCGUUUUCAACAAGAAGUGUUUUCAUUAUGCACUUUACCAACACAGUUUCAAAACUCUGUAUGGAUAGACAGUGAUAAAGGGGAGUUGGUGUUUGAUACUGUUAACAUGACAGGAUGGGAUUUUCGAGACAAAGGCGGUACCCUAUAUGAGGACUGGCAAUGUUUCAAUACAAGCACAGUCGGAACAAAAUUGUAUCUGAUUAUGGUAAACACGCAGAAUGUGGUGUUUCUUAGCGACGAAUUUACACCUUACCUGUGUAUGGAACUGACAGAAAUCACCGCCAAUUCAUAUUACUAUUAUUUGGGCUGGGCCGAAGAGGAAAAGUACAGAGAUGAAAGAAUUUCUGCAACAUAUUCAACAACAGUUGUGUCCGAUCCUGUAGAUCAAUUGUGCCUUGAUUUAACUAAUCCUUUUCAUGCUGCUGCUUACCCAGAUACGGGAGAAUAUCAUGUGUUGGUCAAAAAAGGAAAUGAACUUGACGCAAAACAAGAAUGUCCAUCAACAUUUUUUGGCGAAUAUUCUUACAACGUCACUGAUAUAGCUGCUAAUACAGACUAUUGUGGUACAGGAGACGAAGUUUGGGAUGUUUGUACAGAUUAUGAACAAAUGACAUUCAACUAUACCAUCUGUAAUACAGAGAUAGCAUACUCUGGCAACGGCAGUGUGUUCUGUUUAGUGAGCAUUACAUCAGGCAGUUACACAUAUCAUACAGUAUACAAUGAAGAUAAUACUGCUGAUAUAUCCAGUGGCACAUACAGAUUUACCUGCUUGAUGUCAAGCAUAGCCUCUGACGGAAGCCUUAAUGUAUCACAAACUCCAGGAAGUUGUAAAAAGAGCCAGACACCCAAUGACCAACCCGUGUUUGCUUAUAACAGUUCUACGGCCGGACUAAAUCUGCAACUUACACCAAGAAGAUUGUGCCGUAAGUGUUACCCAACAUUUCGAUAACUAUACUUUCCAUGCAUUGUGUUUUAUUUGUGCGAAUUGUGUUUUUAUUAACAUCAUCCAAUGCGAGCUUAAAGUUUUGGCUAUAUAUCUAGUCAGUGGUGUUUG